This is a messenger RNA of Osmerus eperlanus (European smelt), 547 nucleotides long. RefSeq names its product NACHT, LRR and PYD domains-containing protein 12-like. The coding region runs from base 170 to 547 and encodes 125 amino acids. The transcript has 3 exons. The record is from RefSeq and is a predicted model, not a curated record. Lineage: Eukaryota; Metazoa; Chordata; Actinopteri; Osmeriformes; Osmeridae. Gene Ontology annotation, biological process: intracellular signal transduction. Gene Ontology annotation, molecular function: protein binding.
UCUGUUUAUCUAGUAAGUUUAGUCAAAGGAAUAAAUGGCAUUAAUAUUACAAUCAUGGACUUUUUCAAUUUGAUGUUUGUUGUAGGAACCCUGAAUGGGAUGUGAAUCCUGGCUGCCAAGAGACCUCCAGUCAACAGUCUUAACCACUUCACCACACUGCAGCUCAUGAAUGUUCUGUUUCUACAGACUGACUGACAUGAUUCUCAGCGAUGAGGACUGUGUAUCACUGGCCUCCUCCCUCCAGUCACCAGACUGUCCUCUGACAGAGCUGCACCUGGAGGAGAUAUGGAUGCUUGAUGAGGAUGGUGACAUGAGGAUUGUCCUUGCUGCCCUGAGAGGUCCACACUGUAAACUGGAGACACUGAGGUUGAACUGGUGUGACCUGACGGAGGACAGUUGUAGAAAGUUGUCUUCAGCUCUCAGCUCAAACUGUCUGAGAGAGUUGGACCUGAGUCACAACGACCUGCAGGAUUCAGGAGUGAAGCUGCUCUCUGAUGGACUGAAGAGUCCACACUGUGUACUGGAGAUCCUGAGUCCUGAUGUGUAG